This is a messenger RNA of Arabidopsis thaliana (thale cress), 1546 nucleotides long. Its product is annotated as uvrB/uvrC motif-containing protein. Lineage: Eukaryota; Viridiplantae; Streptophyta; Magnoliopsida; Brassicales; Brassicaceae. Gene Ontology annotation, cellular component: chloroplast. Bases 141 to 962 code for a protein of 273 amino acids. The transcript is spliced from 7 exons. Gene Ontology annotation, molecular function: DNA binding. The record is from RefSeq and is marked reviewed.
AACGAAAAAGAAAGAAAAAUCUGUGAGGACGAAAACUCUCCGUCGUUCCGGCGAGUUUCUCCAGUGAUCGGCAAAGUCUUUCCGGCAUCUAUUGAAUUUCUCUAAACCAAUUAGAAUAUUAUCGGUCUUGAUAAAAUAAAAUGGUUCAAAGUCAGUCGUUAAGCACAUUAACAAUCUGUGGAAGUGUAAAAGUUUCAAGCUUGUUGAGGAAUCGUUUAAAUUCAGUGAAAGCUUCAAGCUUGAUCGGUGAUCGAUGUGUUUCGUGUCAGUUUUUGCGUAAAUCACCGUCCUUUAGAAGCCAUUGGAAGUCAUUAAAGCAAAGAAAUUUGUUGAGGGUUGAAGCUAGAUGGCCAUUUCAAGGAGGUGGUGAACAAGGUUUAGACCCGAGCUCUGAGAGAAGCGAGAGUGCUAAUGAAGAUAUAUUGAUCUUUUUCUUUCAGCUGGAUUUGGCUACUCGUGUACAGUAUGCAAUGAAUCUGGAGCAGUACGACAUUGCGCAACAACUAAGAGAAAAGCUAACUGAGGUGGAAGAGGAGUCGAUAAGGCUGCAGGAAGGGAAAAGAGGGUCAUCAGCUAAAAGUGAAGCUCAAGACAAGGGUAUUAGCAUUAUAAGGCUACGUGCAGAUCUCCAGAAUGCCAUUGACAGUGAGGAUUACGGUUUGGCAGCUAAGUUACGAGAUGAAAUCUCAAAGCUUGAGGCAGAAUCAUUAGCUGUAUCUGCGAAAGCCUUGGCUUUUGAGAAAGCAGAGUAUGCAUUUCGUUUGGGACAGAAACUUAGACACAAAACUUUUGGUUACCGGGCUGUAGUGUGUGGUAUGGAUCCAAUUUGCAGUGAAUCAAGCUCUUGGAUGGAAGCUGCAGAGGUUGAAAAGUUACCUCGUGGAUCCAAUCAGCCAUUUUAUCAGGUUCUAGUCGAUGUUCGGACGCACCCAGAUCUACUAGUGGCAUAUGGUAAGCUCUGAGUUUUCAAGUCCUUUGGAUCUCAACAUCUUCCUGCUGCACAACUUUAACCACUGAACAAUCUCACUAUUACUUGACAAUGGAUCUGAUAUUGCAGUUGCUGAAGACAAUCUGUUAGCUCCUGAAAAACCCGAUAAGGUGAGUAGUCUCAAUAUGGACAAUUUAAUCCCCAUUGCAACUGUUUGACUCAUAUUUCUGUUUGGUAUCUGCAGGAAAGGUUUGAUCAUCCAUACAUUUCUUUUCUCUACUAUGGAGCUGACACAGCUGGAGAUUUCAUCCCUGUCAAACAAUUGCGUGAGAAGUACAACAGACCUCGGCAUGAAGUUCCUUUUGAUUCACAAGACGAAGAUUAAGAUGAAAACCUAAGAGUUCACAACCGCAGACUCGAGCACAAACCACAAAAAAAACAGAACUCUAGCAUAGCUCAAAGCAUCUAGCAUCCAACUUAGAGAUGUUCUGUUGGUUUUAUACCCAUGUAGAUGUAGUUAUCACUUAGCAGUUAGCACGACUGUUCUUGCUAUAUACACUGAAACAAGUCAACUUUAUUCAAGAAUGCUUUGUGUAUAAAUGCUUCUUUGUUCAUCCU